CGUUGUGCAUGUUUGUCUUGGAAAAUAUCACCUGCAGAUUACAGUACAACAACUAGCUGCAACCACAAUAGCUAAGUGAUUAAAUGAUUGUCAAAAUAUCCUCAUAAGUGUCGUGAACUUACUGAUACGGCAAUGCAAACUAAACUCAGUAAGAUAAAAUGUUGAAAGGUCCUUUUGCCAAUGACUAAUGUUUCAGGAAGUGAUGUUCAGUGAUCAUGUGAUGUUUCAAGAUGCUACAAUAUUUUGAGGAGAUGGACUGUAAGAGAAAUUAGCUAGGGUCAAUGCAGAAAUACUGUUUGGAUUCUGGGGAAUAUAAUAACUAUUAUAUUAACGAGUAUCUCUUUACGCAUCUGUGUUUGGGAAGAUGUCAGCGCCCCCUAGUGGCAGACUAUCACUGGUGCAGAGUCUGGCCAGUCUACUGCGAAACUCUGGAGACACAGUCUUGGAGGGCACCAGCACCCUGACCCUCCAGGCUGAAGGCCUCCAGCAUCUCACCCGCCUGUUUGAGCAGUACCUUCUGUCACGGAAACACCAGCAUGGGUUCCUGGCUCUGCCUUCCCACCCGGCUGACACAGCCUCUAUGCUGCAGGUGCAGUUCCUCUUCGACAUGCUGCAGAAGACCAUCUCCCUCAAGCUUUUUAAUCCUAGUGAGUCGAAGCUCCAAUCAGCAGUGAAAAUCUUCCCAUUCAAGUCUCUCAAAUACUUGGAGGUGAAGCGGAUCCCCCCACACUGCCUGGAGGGACUGAGAGCUGUGUACUCCCAGCUUGAGGUCUUCAUCUGCUCCAAGAGCGUCCAUUCCCUGGAGGAGCUCAUUUCUUCAUGUGGGGGUGAUCUGAGUUCUGCCUUGCCAUGGCUUGAACUGCACACAUUAAAUUUCAGCUAUAACUCGAUCACUGCACUCGACAGCUCACUGAGUUUACUGAAUGUUCUGAAGUCCUUAGAUCUGAGUCACAAUAAAAUCCAAGAGUGUGCUGACUAUUUACUACCUCUCUGCGAGUUGAAGCAUUUGAAUUUGGGGUACAAUUUUCUAACCGAGGUGCCAACACUCAGUCCCAGCUGUCGAGCCAAGCUGGUCACCCUCAUCCUCCGCAACAAUGAACUGGAGAGCAUCAAUGGCGUGGAGCACCUCUCCUCUCUACAGCACCUCGACCUGGCGUAUAACCUCCUUCUGGAGCACACCCAGCUUGCCCCCCUCUCGCAGCUACACUGUCUCAAUCAGCUUAACUUGGAGGGAAAUCCGCUGUACUUCCAUAGCACUCACCGAGCCACCACUGUCAGACACAUUUCUCCGAAAGCAGCCUUCCUCAAACUCAAGUUGGAUGGGAGUACUCUGUCGUUCUCUGAAUUAGCGGUGCUGCCGAAACAAGGUCAGCUGAUUGGCCGGGCUCUGCGAAGCUCCUCCCAGGAAGUGAUACUGUCUGAGAAGGGGAACCAGGAAGUGUCCAGUGGAGGAGGUGACAUGAGUGACAGUAUGUCCCAGAGUGAAAGUGGGCCAGCAAGGCUCUCCCGCAAGAAAUCCAAGAGCAAGAUCAAGGUGAGAAGAGCCAGUAUUUCCGAACCCAGUGACACAGACCAUGAUCACAAGAGCCAGUAUACCUCACCUGACAUAGUCCUACGACACCAGAAGGAGAUCGAACAGAUGGAUAGCUUCCGUGACCAGCUGGGGGAGGACUGGCUGCGUUAUAAACACCACCUGGAGGAGGCGAGUGAGGCACAGCCCAAAGCAGGCCCAAGCAGCAGCUCUCUUACAGUAUCUGGCCACAGUCCAAACAACCAACAAAAAACAGCAGGCAACCCCAGGAAGACAAUGCGUGUCUCUCCAGAGCAGAGGCCGAACGGAACCCAGGUGACAUCAGAACCUGGAGAGGCAGAGCCUGAGGUAGAAGCAAGUGAGUCUACCCUGGAGUGGGAGGAGCAUAGCCAGGAGGGGGUGGAGUCUGUCCUUGAGGGGUCAGAUCCAACCCUUGAAGAGUGUGUCCAGGAAUUUGAUAGAGAGGCGAUGAUUGAAAAAAGAAGAGAGGAGGAGGAGGAAGAUGAAGAGGACGAUUUAGAAGUGGAUCUCUGCCACCCCCUGGUGGUAGGCGUCGUGCCCGACAGGGAGUUCCCGGAGUCGGGCGGCUCGCGGCUCUUCCUCCGGGUGAAGCCUCGGCACGCAGUGGAGGUAGACCUGCAGAGUGCCAGGGUCCUGGCCCGACUGGAGCUUGACAGUCUGAGAGAGGUCAACACCUCCCAGGCCACCUGGAGAGAAAAGGGCAGGGAGGAAACUCUUCCAUCACUGGAACUGCAAUUCAGUUAUGUCAGCAGGGACCGGCAGAGGCGGCGAUACGUCAUGCUAGAUGAAAACCCACAGCAGGCCUUGCAGUCCUUAACAGAGGCCUUCUCUAAGAUUGCAGAGGAGAAUGUGCAAAAGUUCUUGGAGCUGGAGCCCGAGUCUGUGCGCCUGCAGUGCCUGAAGUGUAAGCUGGAGUUCACACCAGGAAAACCUGAGGAGCAGUGGAGGCUCCACUCUCUCAGCAAGGCCCGAGGGGAGGAGCUAGAGGAAGGGGCACCGACAGCUGGCACAGCUCUUGUCUGCCCAGCAUGCACCAGUGACCAUGUGGUCCAGCUUGCCAGCCAAUCAAAACGUUGCACCAGCAGCCCGGUGCCAACCAUCUCAGAAAGGACUUCCAGCAUGCUGAAGAUCGCCUUUGUUGACAGCAACCCUCCCACAGAAGAGCAGGGUGCUAGAGUUUGGACAGAGUCUCCCAUGAGCAGCAGCCCUCGAGAAAACAUCCCAGUUUCUGAGGAUAAUGGGACUGAUAAUGAUACGUUGAAAAUGAAUGAACACAGUAACGUAACUGAAACAGACUCGUUUCUCACGGCUAGAAACCUAAGUUUCUACAUCGGAGAGGAGAACACUGUGACGGAGGUGGUGCGAGACAGCUGGGGAGACAAGGCCCGCGAGGCUUCAUUUAAUAGCAGGGACACACAGCUAGCGAGUUUCAGCACAGCUGACCCCUCAACACCUGUGAACAAGAGGGAUUCCUUUACCAGCGGGACGCCGGGGGAGAUCCUGUGUAAAGAAAACAGUUUGGCUGGGAGCUAUAGCUACAGUAUGCUGGUGGUACCUAAACCACCUUCAGAAUAUGGGGAAGCGUCAAGUGAGGCUCAAUACAACCUCUUCACAGAAGAUUUCCAGAGAGUGGAUCACAGGCUCAAGCUGUUCUUUGAUGUUGAGGUGUUUGAAGAGAACACAGAGGAGCUGCAGUGUUUCCUGAAGCUGUCAACAGUGAAAUGUGGAGAACCAGAGGAGAUUCCUUCACUGCUGGUCGUAUCAGACCACUGGAUUUAUGUCUUGGAGAUCUUCUCAGAGAUACAAGGUCAGCCGUCUGAUUGGCUGCAGAAGCGCGAGUGCCAUCGCAUCUUAGAACUAAGCUACCUGGAGGUGGGGCUGGGCAGCCAGAGUAUCAGAGCGGAGUUUGAGGACAGUGGAGCCGCCUACACGCUGCUGAUCCGAGACAGGGCAAAGUGCAAGAGCUUCUUCAAUCUGCUUACAGGUAUUAUCCGUGGAUUUGCCCCCAAUUCUGACAGCAAACUGAAAUCCAUCUCAACCACAAGAGUCAAUCCCCAGCACCACCUCUGGCCUUUAUUGUGUGAAAAUGCUGAAUCGGACAUUUCAGAAGACAGCCAGCUACAUUUCUUCUAUCUCCUGGCAUUUUUAGUUCAAGAUGGCAGUUUGGCCCCAAUAACAGUGCUGGUGACGCAAGCCACGCUCUACCUGCUGAGUGAAGACCACCAAUGGAGAAAAGGCAUGUCCAGCCAGACAUCCAACGGGAACACAGAAUCCAUUUGUGGGACGGUCCACAUCCACAAGACACAGCCAAUCAGCUGUGUUAGUUCAGUUCAUCUCUUCUUGUCUGCCCCCUGCAGAGUCGAUAUCAAGCUUUAUGAUGAGAUUUCCAAGGAUGAGAAGACAUGGUGCCUGCAGACAGAGAGCCAGGAUCUGCUGAAGGAUCUUGUGGAGUGGGUCAGGACUCAAUGGGAAGCAAUGUUUGGAGUCAAACUCAACAUCAACCUGCACGAAACAGGUUCCUAAGGGAACUGCCAUGUUCAACUUACCAAGGACAUGUCAUUCUUUUAAAUCUAGAGGUUAUUGUGAUUCACAAGGGUUUUUUUACAAAGUGGGUUAACAUUUGCUUUGUUGCAUAUUAAUGGAGGAUUUCUGUUAACGUAAAGCUUAUGUGAACUAUUUACUGUUCUAACACUACAGUAUGUACUACAUACUGUUGCAAAUGUCUUGUAAGUGUGAAACUUUUGGAAUAUAAUAUAGUCAAAAAGUGCUGUCGAAAUGGCAAAAACACUGGUAUAUUUUAGUAGUGGGUUUCCAGUGCUUCAUCCAGGAAAAGCUCCACUGUGCUGAAGGGCAGGGUGAGUCAUACAAUUAAGAGCUUGCUAGUUCAAAUCCAGUUUGCACUGAGUUGGCCAUCUUGGCUAGGAGCCCACAGGGAGUGCUGCAUUUACAUUAGUGCGCCCGUGGGUUGAUAGAAAAUCAUCUGGUCAUAGUUCCCCUCCUUGCAUCCAGGCAACAAUUUCCCAAGCUGGGCACUUUUGAAAAGGCUCCCAACAUGCUGAAGGGCAGGGUGAGUCAUACAAUUAGGAGCUUGCUAGUUGCAUUACUUUGCCAAUCUUGGCUGGGGACACACAGGGAGUGCUGUCUUUGCAUUGGUGCUCAUGUGGGUUGAUGGAAAAUCAUCUGGUCAUAGUUCACCGCCUUGCAUCCAGGCAACAAUUUCCCAGGCUGGGUCCUUGCAUCCAUGGUUUAGUAGCGUGGUAACAUUCAUUGAUUAACUUUGUCAAGAAAAGGCCAUCUAGUGAUCUUUAGUUCUCCUGAUCGGUAGGUCGUCAGGCGACACUCGAAUUGGCAUUUCAAAUCCAGUAGAAAAACAUGGGUAAAUUAAUUAAUGAUUGAUCAAUAAAUAAAUAAGUAGUAAACUAUAGUCUUUUGGUCAUUAGUAUACAAUACUAGAGCUUUUUUUUUUUACUUGGGAAGACAUUGGUCAAAACAUUUGUGUACCUGACCUGAAUGUAUGAUUCCGUUUUUUGAAGUUCUAUUAAAGCAGUUGUGAUAAUAUGAGCUAUGGGAUUUGCUACCAAAAUCAUUUCAUUCCCCAGCUUCCAUUUUGUCUUCUAAAGUAAUUUUGAAGCAGGCCUCAGAGUUUUCAGUGUUAGAGAAAUAACCACACAGAGCCACAUAGUGUCUGAGGUUCAAAAAUAUAAGUUGUGGGGACUGAUUUGACUUUGACAUUCCCCCAUCUGAUUAAUUACUCUGGUCAUGGCUAAAAUGUUUAAAAAAAAAAAAAAAUUGCAUGAAUGUUAUCAUUUUUUAUAAGUCGUUUUCACUAAUCUUAAAUGCCAUUUUAACAAAAGCACCUGAGGGAAAGGUUCCAUUUCACUUUUGCUUAAUUGGAGUUCUGUAGGCCGGUAAUGGUAAUAUAGAGUGUUAAAAUAUUUGUUUAUGAAAAAGUCAGCACAAAAAUGUUCCGGUUGUCUUCAGUUGACUCACCUGGGAAUAAAAGACCAAAAGAGGUCACCGCAAGCAGGCUGAAGGUGAGAAAUUGGAAAUAAAGCCGCUUUGCAAAUAGAAGCUUAUGAGUAAAGCUUAGCAAAGAAUUUCUAACACAGAUGAAAUGUGUCAGUAUGUAGCACCAACAGAGAAAAUGGCCACCAAGAUGUUUCAUUGGUAACUGAAAGGGAAACUAGAGGGUUAUAUCAAAGGCGUUUAUUUUGUUUUUAAAGAAGAGAAACAACAGGUUCUAUUACAAAAUUAACAACUUCCAAAAAAUCUGAAUUACAUUUCUUAGUUGUUAUUUUCUAGUAUUAUAAUUAAUUGGUGUUUUUCUUCUUAAAAUAACAACAAAACAACAACUGGUUACACUUUGGAAUAAAUAUCUUUGAUAAUAGCCUUUGGCAAUAUUUGGAAAUGUUAUACUGUGAAUCUGUAAAUAGAAAUAAGUAAAUAAAAAAGCAUAUUUAUUAAAUAUUAAUGUAUGUCUUAUAUAUGUAUGUAUUUUAUGAAAUGGCAAUCGUAAAAGAGUCAUUUUUUAUUAUUAUUUUGCAGAUUGUUUCAAUAAAAACAGACAUUUUGUUCAUUUGUGUGUUAUGUUUAAAUGGCAGAACAACUACAAGUUCGACAUGGAAGCAGUUAAACUGUUAAAGUGUAACAUUUUAAAUGCAAACAAGAAUUUAUGUAAUGUGUGUUUGUUUUAUUUGUAUGUGUAUUUUAUGAACUGUUUGCAUGCUGUUUGAGGUCUAGCAUCCCCAUCCACACUGAAGGUUAAUGUGCUUGGUGGUUUGUAGGGGUGUGCCAAAAUGUACCUGUUCUUUGCGGCAUUGCCACUGUUUGUUUUUUGACUUCUCUUCAGUUAAACAGUGCUUUAAAAAAUUGGAAUAAACUAAUAAACAUUCCCAAAAACUAAA
Messenger RNA from Acipenser ruthenus (sterlet), 6456 nucleotides. RefSeq names its product serine/threonine-protein kinase 11-interacting protein-like. The record is from RefSeq and is a predicted model, not a curated record. Bases 365 to 4075 code for a protein of 1236 amino acids. Gene Ontology annotation, biological process: intracellular protein localization. Gene Ontology annotation, cellular component: cytoplasm. Gene Ontology annotation, molecular function: protein binding. The transcript has 26 exons. Lineage: Eukaryota; Metazoa; Chordata; Actinopteri; Acipenseriformes; Acipenseridae.